This is a messenger RNA of Misgurnus anguillicaudatus (oriental weatherfish), 1599 nucleotides long. RefSeq names its product syntaxin 17 (gene stx17). Gene Ontology annotation, cellular component: plasma membrane; endomembrane system; autophagosome membrane. Lineage: Eukaryota; Metazoa; Chordata; Actinopteri; Cypriniformes; Cobitidae. The record is from RefSeq and is a predicted model, not a curated record. Gene Ontology annotation, biological process: exocytosis; intracellular protein transport; vesicle fusion. Gene Ontology annotation, molecular function: SNAP receptor activity; SNARE binding.
CUUGUCGAACGUGUUCUGUUUUACAGUUCCGCCUAGUCGGACACAUUUCGGCGUUGCACGCAGCUGAAAGCGAAACCUUUGUUUACAAAUACAAAACUUAGUGAUAGCGACAAACAUCAUAGAUAGCAGGAUAUGUCUGUUUACUGUUUUGUUUGAAAGAGCAAGACUGACUAUCAAUGGAUGCUUCAAGCCUUUGACCCUUCAAAAGAGGUCAUAAGAGACAGCCAUGAUGGUGGAGGAAGCUGGUAAGCUUCCACUCCGGCGCCUGGAGUCACCCAUACAGAAAUUCACUAAAGUGGCCAUCCCCACUGACCUAGAGAGACUGCACCAACAUCAACACAACAUAGAAAAGUUUCAGAGAAGCAAACAAUGGGAUAAACUGCACCAAGAGCACAUCAACUCCAGCCGCACUGUUCAGCAAUUGCGAUCCAACCUGCGGGAGAUGGAGAAGCUGUGUGCGCGUGUCUGCAGUGCUGAUGCCGAAGCCCUUGAGAAUCUUGUUCAGCCAAUCAGAGAUCGAGCCUCGACUGCCAUUCAAGAGUUUCUUAGGAUUCACUCAGAUGUUGUCAAUAGGCCCUGCAUCCAAGAAAGCACAGACUUGCAUAUUGCCUCCAAUACUUCACACAGUGAUGGUGACACAGAUGUUCCUGAUUCCCCUGUAUUUCAAAAUCAGCUGCUCCUGCCUGAAAUCCCUGCAGAGCAGAAUGCUGCUGAAUCAUGGGACUCUUUAGCAGAGGAUCUGGUGGAGCUGAGUGGUUUAGUGAAUGAGUUCUCCGCCGUUGUCCAUUCCCAGCAGGAGAAGAUUGACAGCAUCGAGGCGAAUGUUAGCAUAGCAGCCGCUAAUGUGGAGGAGGGGACCCGGAGCCUGGGGAAGGCGGCCCGUUCGAAGCUGGCGGUUCUGCCGGUAGCCGGUGCGGUGGUGGGGGGAGUAUUAGGAGGUCCGCUUGGACUGUUAGCAGGGUUUAAAGUGGCAGGGGUGGUCGCUGCCGUUGGGGGUGGACUGCUCGGAUUCGCCGGGGGCAACCUGAUCCAGCGAAAGAGGAAAGAACGAAUUGACGUGCAGCUGCAACAGCUUAAGAGCAACAACAACGGUAAUAACGACCACGAACACGCUCAAUAACACACAAAGCACAUUUGUUUUUCUAGACAGAGGAGCUGGCGACCCACACAUUUUCAGAAAAAAAAACACCAUACCCUCAACAUACAUAACACACAAAAAAACAUUACAACCACAACUCCUACACGCAAUGCAAUGCAAACAUGCACUUGCAUGACAACAUGCUGCACCAAGUGGACUAGUGGCUAAUUUUCUUUAUGUUAAACCGCCUUAAUGCAUCAAGCACCCUUAUGCCAAAAAAAGAAGGCCUUAUUUUUUCUGAUCUGUUGCCAAACUGAUGAUUUUACAUUUGUAGGAGUAAUGUGAAUAAUUGUUGUUUAAUGGUUUGUGUAUUAUUAAUAAUAAUUUUAAUAAUUGCAGUGAUAUACAAUGCAAUGUAUUACUGUAUACAGCAAUCUCGAAUAGAAGAUCUGGAGAGAUAGCUUUUUGUAACAUUAAUAAGGUGACUGAUUAAACAGAGUUAUGUAAUGCAAUAACUACAA